ACUGCAAACUUCAAGGAGCCGAACUCAAAAGGACCACUCUGCAACAAAAAACCUAAGCGGUUACAGAAUAACAACUUUGGACCCGAGCCGAUUCAACUCCCCGAAAUUUAGUAAUUUACAAUGCACAUAAGACACAAACGCACAGAAGUAUACACAACAAUUAACAAAUGGAUAAGAUUUUGCCGUUGUCUGUUCAGUUUUAGAUACACAUUGAUUAUGAAGUCAUACUGUGGAAAGAACAAAAAAGUGGCUCGAGACCCGCCGAGGCGAGUCAUGGGUCACUUUUUGUUCUUCCCGCGCUAUGGCCUAUGAUGACAUACUGUGUAUCUAUAACUGAACAGACAACGGCAAAAUCUUAUCAAUUUGUUUUGUAAUAGAUUCUUUUUGUUUUUUUUGUGACCAAUAGCAAGGCUUAAAUUUUAAAUUUAAUUUAAUUUAAUACGCUUUGGAGUUCACAGUUUUAGAUCGCAAAUUGUAGUUUGUUUUUUACCUGAUGAUGGAAUAAACUCCGAAAUGUAUUAAAUUAAAAUAAAAUUUUAAGCCUUGUUAUUGGUCAUUGUAAAAAGCAAAGAGAAUCUUUUAUUAAAAUGAGAAAUGUAUUUGGAAACCCCCGAAUUAAAUAGGUAACUUACUUUUUAUCCACCCAAACAUUUGGAAAUUUGAAAAGUCGAAUUUAUACAAAUAUCACGCGUACAUGAUCUAUACAAAUAAGGAAUGCUAUUGGAUAAGGUUUUGUGUGACGUAAUUCCAUGCGUCUGUCCUCUAUAAUAGAUCAUGGCUCUCAACCAAUGAAAGCGCUUGAAUUCUUAACGUUAUUAUAUAAUUACUGAUAGUUAUCAUCAUAACUGCUUACUUAUUUGUCAUCUUUUUUUUCCAGUUCAACCCAUGAAAGAAAGAGUCGCACCAAUGUAGUGGUAAAAGAUGGCCGCUUUUACUUGAAUCAUAAUUCUCUGAACGAGGUAUGAAAUAACAACUCGAAAGACUCGAAAUAAUAUUGUCUUCACCUCAAGUCGCAGAGAAAAUUCCGAGGGUGUAAACUCAUCUUGUCUCAAGCAAGAUGCAAAAAAUUUCCCAAUCUUACAGUCGUGCCAAUUGAAGCGUUCCGAAAAAUGUUGACCAAUUCAUUUCCUAACUUGAAGAAACACCUCUGAACAAUUCCUCAGCAAUUUGAUAAGUUCCUUAAAAAGUUCCUAACUUCAUGUUUCAUUGACCAAUCAGAUUGCUCGAAAAUAAAAUAUAAAAUUUGAUUGGUCAAUGAAACAGCAAGUUAGGAACUUUUUAAGGAACUUAUCAAAUUGUUGAGGAAUUGUUCAGAGGUGUUCCUUCAAGUUAGAAUUGGUCAACAUUUUUCGCUUCUAUUGGAACGACUGUAAACGUUUGGCCGUUUCCUUAUAGCAAGCAAUGCAACUUUAGCGAAAAAAUGCAACUUUAGGUCCCUGGAAGGACUCGAACCUGCGUCCCUGCGACUCCGAUGCAGCGCUCUAACCAACUGAGCUACAGAGGCCAGUUGUUAGAGCUCGACUCUGUAGCCCAGUUGGUUAGAGCGCUACACCGGAAUCGCAGGGGCACAGGUUCAAUUCCUGCCAGGGACCGAAAGUUGCAUUUUUCGUUUCCGUUCCUGGUUUGGUCUAAUAAAUGUAUAUAAAUUUCCAAUCGACAAUUUCCAUCUACCCAUCAAAUAUUAUUCAUUCAAGUGAGAUGCCGCAAAAAUCUUGAUAUUUGUGUUAGUAUUAAGCAUAUUUUAUGUUUGAUUAGAUGACGCUACUAUUACUAACCCUAAAGUACUUAUAGUACAUGAGCGUUGAUUGGAAUUGAGAAGCGUAUUUUUGUAACUGUUUGGACACACGCGAAAUUUCCCGUCUAGAAACCUAAUUGAUUUUAAGGGCCUGUUUAUAUAUGGAAGCCAGGCUGGCCCGCAAAGCGAGACAGCCCGGUAAGCUAGAUCUCGCUGUGUAGUUAUUUUUAUAGUAAAAGUUAUUGUGCGUUUAUAUGGACAAGCAGGCUGGCCUGUUGCCGAGAUCUCGCUUGAAAGAGACGGGAUCUCUCGCUCAGCGGGAUGGAAAUUUCACCAUAUAAAAAACACUCACGAGCGGGCUGGCCCUGUUGCCGGGAUGAAAGUUCAAAGAUAUACCGCGCAAGCUAUUUUUAACAACUGCCAAAACAAUGUCAAAACUACAAAAUUGUCCACACACGAGAAAUUUAUCCCGCUUAAGGCCCUAAAACGUAAAACAAAAACAAUUUUGACACGCGCUGUAUUUGAAAAAAAGUGUGAUAAUACUAGGUUUAAAAACAGAGUUUAGGAACCUCAAAACAAAAAGGGAAUUCUCAGUUUAAUAAAAAGAGAACUUGACAAUUUAUGGCCAAAUUGACGAGAAAAAGCCGGGCAAACGAUAUUAUGCUGAGCUAGAAUCAGAAUUUGUAAAUUAAUCGAUCUAAAAAAAUGACCAUAAAACGCUUUUGAUUUAUAUUAUAUAUAAAAGAAAUAGAAAAUAUUUUUCUCUGUUUUUCUAUACAGUUAUAGAAACACUUGUGGUAGUUUGGGAGAACUCGAAAUAGCGUAGAAAAAUUCGCCCCCUGAUUAUUUCUCGUUCUCUAAAACUUGCACGCGUGUUUUUAUAACUGAAUAGAAACUCGGAAAAUGUUUACUAUUCCUAAGUAUAGUAAGUGCUUAGGUGAAAUCCAUUGAUAAAUUGUAAUCUUCUCCCAGGAUGCUCCAGUGGUGGUUAUAUUUAAAGCCAUGGGGAUAGCCACUGACCAGGAGAUCAUGCAGAUGAUUGGCAGUGAGGAAAGUGUGACGUCCGCGUUUAUGGCAUCGUUUGAGGAAGCACAACGCUUGAAAGUCUUCACUCAGUUACAGGUAAGCAUAAACGCCUUAAGGCUGAUUUCCACGGUUGCGUUUUUCAUACGUACGUAUACGCACGUAAAACUUUAAAUCAAUUUAAAUGUUACUUAUGAAAUAACCAAAUAAAUAAAAUAACAGAAUUUAGUAUUCCGCAAAUUUUAACAUGCAUUUUUUAACUUAUUUGUAAAAUAUUUAAAAAAUAGAAGGAUUCAAAGUUUUACGUGCGUAUACGUACGUAUGAAAAACGCGACAGUGGAAAUCAGCCUUUACGGAAACCUUUUUAUUACAGACACCUUUCUGAUAUGGAACCUAUUUAAGACAGACACCUUUCUGAUACGGAAACCUCUCUGAGACAGACACCUUUCUGAUACGGAAACCUCUCUGAGACAGACACCUUUCUGAUACGGAAACUCUCUAAGACAGACACUUUCUGAUACGGAAACCUCUCUAAGACAGACACCUUUCUAAUACGGAAAGUUGGAAACCUCUCUAAGACAGACACCUUUCCAAAUACGGAUACUUCUCUAAGACAAACACCUUUGUAUACGGAAACCUCUCUGAGAUAGACACCUUUCUGAUACGGAAACCUCUCUAAGACAGACACCUUUCUCAUACGGAAACCUCUCUGAGAUAGACACCUUUCUGAUACGGACACCUCUCCAAUACAGACACUUCUCUAAUACGGACACCACUCUAAUACGGACACCUCUCCAAUACGCACACUUUUCUAAUAAGGACGCCUUUCCAAUAUGGACACCUCUCUAAUAUAGACAUCUCUCUAAUACAGGCACCUCUUUGAUAUGGACUCCUCUCUAAUAUAGACACCUCUCUCUAAUAUGCACACCUCUCUAAUACAGACACUUCUUUAAGGUUACAGGGCAUAUUUUGUGGCUUGCGAAGAAUCGCUACUGCGCGCUUAAUAUAAAUCCGAUUUUUAUCAAAUGUUCAUUACUGCUUGCAGAAUAUCAGAAAGGUGUCAAUUAAGUUGACAAACAAUAAAACAAUUUUUGAAUAAUACAGUUUUUUGGUGUUUUUUUUUUAAUCAGGCUGAUUAGUGGAUUUUAGAUUUCAUUGUUCUUCCCCAAUCAGAUCAGUUUGUUACAGAUUUGUGCACUGUUGUUACAUAAUUUUGCACUGCAGUUUGAAAUUAACUGCACUGAAACCAACCAAUCACAGUAGAGUAAUAUUUUUAUGUGUAUUAUUACUGUAUGUCCCAAAUAAACUUUCGUAUAUUUUAAUCUACAAACACUUACUAAUGCUAUUAUGUAGGCAUUGACGUACAUUGGCACUAAAAUUAGACAACGACAAAUGUGGGGCAAAGUGAGAUCAAAACUGGACGACGCAAGAGAACUACUGGCUCAUACAAUACUAGCACAUGUGCCUGUAAGUAAUGGCUUUUACUUGAUAUUUUAAAGGACAUUGGCAAUAAAAAAUAGUUUAGUUCAUUUGAAAGAACUCUUAAAACUAUAUGUUAAACUCUAUUACAGAUUGUUUAUAUCUUGCUUAUAUAUAGUUUUCGAAAUAUUUCGACUGAAAAAAGUGAGCUGUUCGCCAUCUUGGAUUAUUGAGGAUGUGCAAUGUUACGUCAAGAGAGGGGUCACGCUAAUUUUUAUCUUGAGAGUAAGCGAUCAAUAUGGGUUCAAAACGUCGUUUCUGGUUGCUGUCUGAAAUUUAGUUGGUAAUGAUUAUUAAAAACAUUUCAAACAAUUUUGGAUUUUUGCUCGGUCAUUUUAGAGUAUUUUUAUAUGGUUAACCCAACUCCUGACGUCAUCAAAACCAUAGUUAAUGAGGUCAAGAAUUAGUCCAAAAUGGCGGACAGCUCAUUAAUUUCGGUCUAAAUAUUUCGAAUAAGCAAGAUAUGACAAAUGGGCAAUGUAGUUUAAUAUAUAAUUUUAAGAGUUGUUUUGAAUGAGACAAACUAUUUUUUUAUUGCUAAUGUCCUUUAAUAGCUAAAACUAAAUUGAGAGAAAAAGGCUUUAUUCAAACUGGACAGAUCCAUCAGUUCUAAACAGUUACUCUAAAUGUACAGUAAGUACCACAGGAGGAAACUGAACUAACCCUCCACUUUAAAUAUACUGGAUAUAGCUUUAUCAAAAUUAUAAAGAAUUCCUAUUUUUAAUAUCUUUAGGUGAUACAGUUUAAUUACAGAUCUAAAAGUGCAUAUUUGGCAGUGAUGAUCAGAAGAGUGAUUUUAGCAAUGAGUGAUAAGGUUUGUAAUGAUGUUAGGAUUUACAGAUGUAUUUGUCGAAUGCAAGUGAUUAUUGCUAUGCAAGUAAACGUAGUAUGCGAGGGCAAAUUAAGAAUUUUACAGGAGCAAAAAAUUGCCAUUGAAAUGCUAUACCAUGAGUUGUGGACAUUAUUAGAUUAUUGAAUUGAUGAUACUUGACAACGUCAGGACAAUGAGAUGCAUGAAUUCUUUGUUUGCAAUCACGUGAUUUUUCAUCCAAAUGACGGGCAAUCAAACAACUUGUGGACGAUUUGUCUUCUAUCAGAAUGGUUGUAGCAAGAAAAAUUGAACGGCAAUUCAUCUUUUGAGUCUUAAACUGUUCCUAAACUCGAGCAAUACAUUAAAAUAGCCGUUUUUUGUUAUACCUGCCCGUCAUCUGAAAUCCCAAAAUUACGUCUUGCAAACAAAGAAUACUAAAGAAAUACCAAAUGAAGUUUGUGAUGUUACUCUGAGUGUGCAUCCACACCGGGCAAGCUGAAAAGUUUGCCUGACCACGGUGGGAAUCGAACCCGCGACCUUUGGGAUACUAGUCCAAUGCUCUGUCAACUGAAUUACGAUGUCAAGUCAGUAAUUCGAGUUGGUGAUACCGCGAUGCUUAUUUUAUUAAAAAACUCAUUAUUAAUGCAUGAUGAAAAUGCAAAAGAAAUCACUGCCGUGUCGGUAGUUUUAUAUGUGAUAAAAAAUCAUGUUCAUUUACAUAAACUUUAGCUUUGAUUUUGUCGGCAUAGACAACGUUUAGUUUCAAAAUAACUUCGUCAAUGAACUCAUCAGCUUGGUCUUUUUUUAAGCCAUUUAAAACAUUCACACUCCUUGCUUUAUCCGAUAUAAAACACUCGAGCUGCGCUUUCGUGUUUUAUAUCUCAUAAAGCACUAGUCUCCUACUCGUGUUUCAAAUAGUAUAUAAAUAUCUCAAGAGUCAGCCAUUUUCUGGGACGGCCCAAAGGAUCACUGACAUGACGUGCACUCUUUAAAGAAUCGGUUUUAAUUUGAUUGAAUGUUUUGCUAGGUCAGAGUUGAUGAUCGUGAUUAUUAUGGCAACAAAAGAUUGGAACUUGCUGGACAGGUAGGGAUUGCAUAAAAUUGUUUGCUCGAUAUAUUUAAUUCCCACACUGGUUGUGUUUAACGAAGGGCGGUUUGCAGAUUGUGUUACUACCCUUUGUCCGUGAGUUAAGCCUGUUACUGUCGCUGGCCAACAUGAGCUCCACCUUUGAAUUUACUAUAUGAGUAAAUUCUUAAACACGUCCGAAUUUAUCAUUAUGAUAGAUUCGCGGCACAUUUUGAAUUUAUCAAUAGAGUUAAUCAUAAAAUUAACAUAAAUGUAAUGGCAUUAGAAGGGAGGCUGGUCGCGCGGGGGUGGGGAGUUUCUCAAGUUUUUCAAGUUUUUUAAAAAAAUAGUUUUUAAAAAGUUUUAAAAAGUUUUAAAAGAGUUUUGAAAAGCAAGAAAAGUUUAAAAAGUUAGAUUUUUAACAAAGUUAAAAAAAUUUAAAAAGUUAAAAAAGUUAGGGGGUAGGGGUUAGUGGUUAGGGGUUAGUGGUUAGGGUUGGGUUGGGGUUAGUGUUAGGUGCCGCGAAUUUAUUAUUAUGAUAAAUUCAAAAUUUGCCGCGAAUUUAUCAUAAUGAUAAAUUCGGACGUGUUUAAGAAUUUACUCACAUAGUAAAUUCAAAGGUGGAGCUCAUGCUGCGCUGGCAGGGUUCGUAGCGGUCCCUGAAAUCCUUGAAAGUCUUUAAAUCUGAAUGCAAGUCUUUGAGGUAUUUGAAAAGUCUUUGAAUUGUGUAAAAAAGGGAAGAAAGUCUUUAAAGUCUUUAAAUUCUCUAGUGAGAAUUGGAUUAUACGAUUUCCUAGCUAAUAAAAUAGAUCGAUUGAAGCAAGGUUUUCGCAAAUAUCGACGAAAAAAUGCAUUUUAGGAUGUGAUUUGACGAGACUAAUUAUACCGGGUAAAAAUGGUGCUUACACUCGCAAUUUUUCGAUAGCUGAUUGCUCCCAAAGGUCUUUGAAAAGUCUUUGAAAAUAGGCAGAAAAAAUCUUUGAAAGUCUUAGGCAGAAAAAAUCUUUGGAGACUACCAUGGCCGGAUUUUUACCUCCUCUGAGAUCGUUCUGUAAUUCUCCAAAUUCUCCCCUGAGAAUUUUUGCACCUCCCCUGAAAUGUCAUGCACCUUCUCUUGGGAAAGUUUCAAUGAUAGAUCAAAUUGAAAAUUUGAAAUUUUUAGGUUGCUUAGGGUCUACAAUUCGCAAGAAAGCUUUUCUGUGAAAUUGAAACAGUGGUAGCUAGUCAUCUCUGUGUCAAGUAUAUGCAAUGCAAAGUUUUUAAAGAAACUUUGUAGUAAUUGUAAUGAAGGGCAAGAUUGCAUGGAUGAGUUGUACAGUCAUAAUUCUUUAAUACUCAUCACUUUGUCAUUCACUUUGGUCCCUUCUAAGCUCUAACUUUCCAUGGUGGUCAUGAGCUAGACCACUGCACCUCCCCUAAAUUUUUUCCACCAAAAUCGGCCUUGGAGAGUAAGAAUCCUGUGGUGGGUCGUGGGUGAUAAUGCACUUCUCUGACAUGUCGAAACUUCCCAUUUUCACACCAUAGCCAUGUUCCUUGAUCACUUGUGUGUCGAAUGGUAUACUGGCAAAAUCGGAGUUUCGAUUGGAUGAUUUCAGCUGUCGACUAAAUUUUGAUGCAGACAAGAACGAGGAUAUCUAUCAUUAUAGCUUGAACGAACAUCCUUAAAUUAGUAAAAUUGGCAAACUCUAUUGUAAAAUAUGGAAAAUAUAGCACCGUGAAAUUAGCCUGUCGCGACUGACGUCGAGUUAGAACUCGAGUUAGUUAGCAUCCUUUAACAUUUAUUUCAUUUACCUUAUCUUUAGCUUGUGUCAAUUUUAUUUGAAGAUUUAUUUAAACGAUUUAACAACGACGUAAGUAUAUCACACAUUACUAAUCGUGUAUUAUAGUCGUUAUUAUUGUUCUGAUUCGCUGUCUUGAACAUGUUUUCGUUUUAAUUUAGUUGAAACUAAUUGCAGAUAAAACUAUUCCAAAGCCUCGAGCGGCCCAGGUAAAUAUUUUGUGAUAUUUGAAAAACUUUCUUGGGGAUGGACAGCGACAGUGACAAACUUUAUUUGUAUGGAAGAAAGCCUGACACUUAGGUUAACACCGCAACACAACAAUUAACACUUUGAAAUUUUAUUUAGUUUGAUAUUGUUAAACACAUGAGACAGGAUGUUAUCACUAAAGGACUCGUCUACGCUAUUUCAACU
Messenger RNA from Paramuricea clavata, 8303 nucleotides. Lineage: Eukaryota; Metazoa; Cnidaria; Anthozoa; Malacalcyonacea; Plexauridae. The record is from the annotation of a GenBank genome assembly.